Molecule: messenger RNA, 1140 nt
Organism: Fusarium keratoplasticum
Lineage: Eukaryota; Fungi; Ascomycota; Sordariomycetes; Hypocreales; Nectriaceae
Product: Sialidase domain-containing protein
Exons: 1
Coding region: 1-1140 (379 amino acids)
Source: RefSeq, a predicted model, not a curated record
AUGGCACCCAACAUCCAGAGCACCCCGAUUCCCGCAGCGACAGUCCAGUCCCAUGCAUCAAAUUUGCUUCAACUGCCAGACAAGACGUUACUCUGUACCUGGUUUGGUGGCUCGCAAGAGGGUCUUCCAGACAUCAGCAUCUGGCUCUCUCGUCUCGAGCCGGGCUCAUCAUCCUGGACUUCUCCCAAGAAAAUCUCCUACGACGAGAAUAGGAGCUGCCAGAACCCGGUUCUAUUCAGAGUGCCAGACAGCGGUGAGAUAUGGCUACUUCAUACCUCACAAGACGCUGGAAAUCAAGACGGGGCCUAUAUCUUGGUUCGCAAGUCAUCCGACCAGGGCAUCACCUGGUCUGAGGCCAAGCAGCUUCUCCCGGGAAAGACAGGCAUCUUCACCCGUCAACCCAUUGUCGUGCUAAAGGACGGGACUUGGCUCUUGCCAGUCUUCUACUGCCGAGGUACGCCUGGUCGCCGGUGGAUCGGAAAUGACGACAUCUCGGGAGUCUUUUACUCAAAAGACGGCGGUAAAACCUGGAACGAGAAGCAGAUCCCGGACAGUUCUGGCGCCGUGCACAUGAACAUAGUGCCUCCGGCUUCUGGGCAAUCUCCUUGGGUUGCUUUCUACCGCAGCCGCUGGGCAGACAACGUCUACCGCUCAACCUCCACCAACGGCCUUGACUGGGCAAAGCCAGAGGCUCUCACUCUACCGAACCCCAACAGCGGCAUCUGCGCCGCCCGCCUUCGCUCCGGCAAGUUGGCCAUUGUGUUCAACCGAUCUGCUGCUUCCCCCGACUCGUUGAGACGGGAAGGGCUCUACGACGAUAUCACUCCUGAAGAUGAUAAGCGACCAAACCAGGUUGCCGUUGGCCAAAAGAGCGCGAUAUGGGGAACUCCUCGGAAAGCGCUCACAGUAGGCGUGUCGGAUGAUGAUGGCUUGACUUGGACUGAGCGUGUGCUGGAGGACGGUGACGGGUUCUGUGGGACGAACAGCUCUACGGGAAAGGAGAAUCGGGAACUAAGCUACCCGAGUAUUCUCGUACAAGACGGGGACGGCCCGGAAGUCACACACAUUGCGUUUACCUUCCACCGGCAGUUUAUCAAGCAUGUCAGGAUAGAGGAUAUUGAGGGGUGGGUUAAGGGUUAG